Molecule: messenger RNA, 2385 nt
Organism: Salvia miltiorrhiza (redroot sage)
Lineage: Eukaryota; Viridiplantae; Streptophyta; Magnoliopsida; Lamiales; Lamiaceae
Product: putative late blight resistance protein homolog R1B-14
Exons: 1
Coding region: 760-2385 (541 amino acids)
Biological process (GO): defense response to other organism
Molecular function (GO): ADP binding
Source: RefSeq, a predicted model, not a curated record
UCUAAACUUCAAUUAUUAGGUGCAACUAUGCCUAAGGAUUUUCGCAUCUACGAUUUCUUAAUAUUUCUUUUUUUUUUGGGUUAAAAUGUACAAGUUGUUAAUUGACAGCUUAUACAGAUUAUUUAAACUGACCUCAACAGCUAUGUUUCUCGAAUCCAGUAAACUAAGAAGUCAAUGUCAAAAUUAAUUACUACAAUUAAGUCAUCCGUUAAAGGCCAGCUAUACAAGUUAAUUUUCCUAUUAUUAAAAUUUAUAGUUUUUUUAAUCCUUAAUCUUAGCUGGCUCAUGUGGACUAAUGAUUUUAUUAAUUUCAUGGAAUCUAUUGACCUUUCACCUUUCAAGAACUGACUUGUUCAUUGAUAGAUCUAUUGUGGUGUCUAUAUAAAUAAUAUGUACAAAUUUUUUGAUGGUGUAAAAUUGUUGACAGUCGGUAGAAUAAUCUUAAAAUAAUGUGGUUGUUGGGAUGUCAUAAUUGUAUCUUUUCAAUAAUACAUUGUUAGAUAGAAUUGAAUCAUUACCAGUUUCUCUCUUCGAUAUCUUGUCUCUCUGCAAUUGUUAUUGUUCCUUCAUAUGAUCUGCAAAAUCUUGUAGCAAGAGCAUAAUUUAUUUCUUCUCUUCUCAUUCUCUCUCUGCAGUUGUUCCAUCAUUUUUUCUUCAUUUCAUCUGCAAAAUCUUGUGGUUAGAGCAUAGUUUCUUUCCCUUCUCUUUGUUAUUCUACCUUUGAUUAACACAACCUUGUAGCUGAGAGUGUGUGUAAGAAUGGCUUAUUCUACUCUUGUUUCCCUUGAGCGCACCAUUGAUCAAUUCCUCAAUCACAAUCAAUUUUCCAUUUUUCCUCCUGAAAAAAAACAUAUUAUAUCUCUAGAUAAAUAUGUCCUUUCACUCCGAGCUUUUCUUGAGGAUUUUCCGGAGAAAGCCAAGAGUUUGGAAGCAAGAAUGAGUAAUGUAGCAAUGGAGGCGGAAGAUGUUAUUGAAUUGUAUAUGACGGAAAAAAUCCACUACAAUAUUCGAUAUACCCACUGGGUUGCAGAACUAAGAAGAAUCAAGUUUAUAUUCCAGUUGCGCAGAGUAAGAGAUCAAAUGGAUUCAAUCGCGGGAGAGGUGGUGCAGAUCAAAAAUAGCAUCAUUAUCAAAGAUGCACAACUUGAUGGUUAUGUUGGGGCUAGUUCAUCCUCAUCACAAGGUGCAGAAUCUGGAAAAACCAAUAUGGUUGGCUUGACCGUUGAUUUGAUGGAAAUAAUGAGUAGGCUUUGUGGAGAUUCGCGAGAACUCCAGAUCCUCCCAAUAACUGGUAUGGGAGGUAUUGGCAAGACCACUCUUGCUAGAAAUGCUUAUGAUCAUCCAUUUUCCAUGGAGCAUUUUCAAAUUCGUGUUUGGCUCACAAUAUCACAAGAUUAUAGUGAACAGAGAAUUCUAUCAAACCUCCUAGAUUCCUUGAAAGAAUUCGACAGAGAAAGGGGUAAUAUAUCCAUGGCAGUAAAAGUGUACCAAAUCCUAGUAGGUAGGAGGUUUCUGAUUGUAAUGGAUGAUAUUUGGAGCACCAAGGUAUUGGAUGAUAUAAGGAAGUUAUUUCCCGACAACAACAAUGGGAGUCGAAUUUUGUUAACCACAAGGCUGGCAGAUGUUGCUGCUUAUGCCAACUCCUCUAUGCCUUCCCAUGAGUUGCAUUUGAUGGAUUCAGAUCAGAGCUGGAAUCUACUACGAGAAAAGGUGUUCGGACGCCAAGAUUCCGUUGCUCCUGAAUUGGAGACCAUCGGAAAAGAGAUUGCAAGAAGUUGUGGAGGCUUGCCCCUUGCAGUGGUGGUGGUUGCAGGAAUCCUAUCUACGGCGAGUAUGACUCGAACAUUGUGGAAGGAAAUUGCCAAAAAUGUAAAAUCGUAUAUUCUUGCCACAACAGAUGGGCAGGUAGAAAAGAUUUUAUCUCUGAGUUACAACCAUUUGCCUCAUCAUUUGAGGCCGUGUUUCUUAUACAUGGGAGGAUUUCCAGAAGAUCACGAGAUCAAAGUCAAGAACCUGAUAAGGUUAUGGAUAGCUGAAGGCUUUGUGAAACGGCCAGUCGCAUCAAAAAGCUUUGAAGAAAUUGCAGAAGAGUAUCUAGAGGAUCUUAUGAGGAGAAGUCUUAUUAUUGUUUCCAAUAAUAAGUCUAAUGGCAAAACAAAAAAUUGCAGGCUUCAUGAUCUGGUACGAGAUUUGUGCAUAAAGAAAUCACAGGAAGAAAAGUUUCUUGUCCACGUGAAGGGAAGGAAGCUGCUGACAAGCAUGAAAGAUGAGCGCAGGAUACGCAUCUCUCAAUCUGAUGAAACUGAAUCUUUCGCCAACGUUUUUAGCUCAACCAUCCGUACUAUAUUGUCUGUCCGUUGCCGAAUCUUGAAGUGCUCGAACUGA